This is a messenger RNA of Dichomitus squalens LYAD-421 SS1, 1439 nucleotides long. RefSeq lists its product as uncharacterized. Lineage: Eukaryota; Fungi; Basidiomycota; Agaricomycetes; Polyporales; Polyporaceae. The record is from RefSeq and is a predicted model, not a curated record. Gene Ontology annotation, molecular function: protein binding. Bases 69 to 1439 code for a protein of 456 amino acids. The transcript has a single exon.
UCUCUCUCCUCCACCGUCGACCGUCGGCGCUUGCCUGUUGUGCACUUCUCUGAAUAACCACGCUAUAUAUGCUGCAAGAGACUCAUAGCACGGAUACGGAGACAUCCAUCAGUCUCUCCCAAGGAGUACAAUGUCAAGAGCGUGAUCAAUCGCGCCUUCGGACUUCAACUCCGGGAUCCCUAACGAGUCUCCCAUUCGACUUGAUCCACAUCCUACUCGACUACACGGGCUCCAUUGACCUCGUCCACCUAUGCAGUACUUGCAAAGAACUAUAUACACAUCUCGAGAACCCGUCCGUUUGGAUACGCUUAUGUGCAUCCUAUGGCCUUCGGGACUUUACGCGCUUCGGCGACAUAUCUCCUCGGACUAUCUACUCUUCUCUUCUCUAUCCGUAUGGAGGGCUGCUUGGACUAUGGGCAGGAGACCAUCCGUUUACUGGGAGUAUCAUGGAGUACAGGCUCUUCCCAGGAGACGAGCAUGAGCAAGGAGGCAUCGUAGGCGAGGUCUGGCAUUUUGCUAGAUCACAAACCGCCACAGACGACGACGCUGUCCCUCCUGACUACAUCCGCGUGCUCAAGAUCAGUUUCGGAAAUUUGCCUGCAGACUUCCCCAGUUCACAAGCAGACGGACCUCUUACCGACGAUACCCCCAAAGUUCACGUCAUUUGCGAUACCAACGCUCUGCCUUCUGAAGCCCCACAUCCUUCCCAGGACGUCCCUCCAGAUACCAGAAAGGUCGGAACCCCGCACCUUUCCUCCCUCGGAAUCAUACCCUCAUCCAGAACCGUACAUCAUAUCGAAUUCUACCGCCGGACAGUCGACCUCCCCGAAUUCCCCAAACCCGACGCGGCCUGGUUCGACAGCUCGCCCUCGCGCCUCCCGCGCCUCCGCGCCCUCCCCGCAGAGCCAGACGCAGACCAGCGUAGCAUCAUCAAGAUCUUCCCCGCGAUGCAGCUCCCGAGGAUCUGGAGCUCCCCGACCGCGACCGUCCCGCGCCCCGCGAUCUCCAUCCGCUGCCCCUAUAAACACCAGUGCGCGUGCUUCGCGCUGCGCGUCCCCCCGCUACCGUUCACGGCCCUUGACCCGGCGCACUCGCAGUACUAUCCCAUGAAGCGCGACAUCGUGCCUGGGGUCGACCCGCGCUCGCCCGGGUUCACGCUUGAUAGCCUCCGGGGAAUCUGGUAUGGCUCGUACGGCAUCGACGGGACGGAAGUCCUGCAUGUUGCUCGCGCGGCGCCCUUGAUCAGCGGGAUGGGCGCGACGAAGCUCACGGGGGAUAUUCACGUCCCCCGGGGGGCAAUCACUUGGAUCGUAGACGACGCUGGGGAGGAAAGCGAGGACGUCCGGCUAGCACGCGAGUUUUGGGCUGAGAUGCGUGGGGAGCAGCCCGCGCGUCUUUAUACUGGGAGGGGUGUUCUGGCAGCGCGAGGAUUCGUGUAA